This is a messenger RNA of Ogataea angusta, 978 nucleotides long. RefSeq lists its product as uncharacterized. Gene Ontology annotation, biological process: regulation of endocytosis; regulation of ARF protein signal transduction. Bases 1 to 978 code for a protein of 325 amino acids. The transcript has a single exon. Gene Ontology annotation, cellular component: Golgi membrane. Gene Ontology annotation, molecular function: GTPase activator activity. Lineage: Eukaryota; Fungi; Ascomycota; Pichiomycetes; Pichiales; Pichiaceae. The record is from RefSeq and is a predicted model, not a curated record.
AUGUCUGACUGGAGCGUUGAUCCCGACAACCGGCGCAAGCUGCUGGCCCUGCAGAAACAGGGCGACAACAAGAAGUGUUUCGACUGCAAGGCUCCGAACCCGCAGUGGGCGUCGCCCAAGUUCGGCAUCUUCAUCUGUCUGGAGUGCGCAGGCGUCCACCGUGGUCUGGGGGUGCACAUUUCGUUUGUGAGGUCCAUCACGAUGGACCAGUUCAAGCCAGAGGAGCUCAGCCGCAUGGAGAAGGGCGGCAAUGCUGCGUGCGCACAGUACUUCGAGUCGCACGGCCUGGACCUGUCGCUGCCUGCGCAGCAGAAAUACAACAACUACGUGGCCGAGGACUACAAGAGCAGACUCACGAGCAUCAUCGAGGGCAGGGACUUUGUCGAGCCUGACCACAGCGGCGAGACGCUGCCCUCCAAAAACGCGCCAUCCUCCGACUCCAGGAACUCUGCAUUGCCUAACAAGGAGCACAACGAGGCCUACUUUGCCAAGCUGGGCCAGGCCAACGACACGCGUCCUACAGACCUGCCUCCGUCGCAGGGCGGCAAAUACCAGGGCUUUGGUUCCACGCCUGCGCCGGCUGCGCAGCGCGGCUCCAGUCUGUCCGGCUUCACGUUCGACGCCCUGCAGAAAGACCCGCUGGGAACAUUUUCCAAGGGCUGGGGCCUGUUCAGCACGACGGUGGCCAAGUCGGUGAAGGAGGUCAACGACACAGUGAUCCAGCCCAGCGUGAAACAGCUUGCGGAACAGGACUACGCACUGCAGGCCAAAAGGGCCAUGGAGCAGUUCGGACAGAAGGUCCAGGAGACCGGACUGACGCUACAGCAGCAGCUGGAGGGCCAGAGGGCCGAGGGAGGCAAGUACGGAAAGCUGUUUGACGGUCUGGGAGAGGACGACGACAAGCCUGCUCCCGCUUUUGGUCUGGCCAGACCCAAGGAGAGGACCAAGCUGGAUGGCAUGGGCAACAGUGAUCCGUAG